Messenger RNA from Anopheles cruzii, 2635 nucleotides. Its product is annotated as integumentary mucin C.1-like. Bases 212 to 796 code for a protein of 194 amino acids. Gene Ontology annotation, cellular component: cytoplasmic vesicle. NCBI's taxonomy places the organism in Eukaryota, Metazoa, Arthropoda, Insecta, Diptera, Culicidae. The transcript is spliced from 4 exons. The record is from RefSeq and is a predicted model, not a curated record.
GUUGUGUCAUUGUGUACUCGGUUGUCUCAUUGAUCGGUCGUCGUCCGAAAAUCGUUCGGUGCUUUAUCUUUCCCCACGCUUUCGGAACCUAGAAGAGGAUUGUGUGCCGGCCUGCGUUUGUGCUGACUAAGUAAAGGAGAAAAAGUGUGCCGUUCGCAAAGUUUUUGCCAAAGAGAAGUAGUUCCAGUCCGGCGUGAAAGGAUCGAAGAAAAUGAUGAUUUCGUCUCGGUGCACCAUCAAGUUGGCACUGAUUAGUGCGCUCGUUGUCCUGGUGUCCGCUCAGCCACAACCAGCGGAUGGAACCCCAGCGGCAACGGCCCAGAAGCUUCCGGAAGCGGUGCUCGAAGUUGACGAUGUGACCACCCCAGUUACCCCCGAUGACAACAACACGACCACUCCGGCAACCACGACGUCACCGACUCCGGAAACUACAACGUCAACCAGCACGACGCCCAAACCGACACCGACCCCGGAGCCACCGACCCCGAAUCCCCCGAAUACAACCACCAGUACCACCACCACCAGCACGACCCCCAGCACCACCACCAGCAGCACUACAACCGUGGCUCCGCCGACUCCGGCUCCAAACACGACCACCACGGCCGUACCGCCGACCACCACAACGCCCGCCCCGACUCCGGUGCCGCACUGCAAGCGCUUCGAUGCGUACUCGUUCGUGGGCGGCAUGAUCCUGGCCUACGGUUCGCUGGCCAUCUCGCUCGUCCUCUACAAGUUCUACCAAAUGCACCGGAAUGGGAACUCCACCGGCAACAGCAGCAACUACCGCACCCUCUAAGCGGGGUGACGCUAAUGCUGUUGCACGCGUCCCUAAUUCUGUUUCGUAUCUUUUCCGCCCAGUUCGCAAGUCCAUUCUUCAGACGCCCGGUCGAGCCGGGCAGGAAGAAUGGUUGUCUUAUCUUGUAUUUUGUCCCGUUUGAUUUUUUCCAACCCGUGAAUCCGUGUUUGUUUUUUACCAGCGCAACAAAAAGGACAUCAUCCCCCUUCAUUCAGUUAGCAAUUAGUCGGUAGUUGAUAGGGAACGAGCGAGAGCAGAAGAGAAGAUGGUUGGCGGUACUCUCAUUCGCGUAUCAUUCCUUUGCCCCAUUUUGCCACCCCUCCUCCCCGCGUUGUUGCCAUUCGAGGAGCAGCAGAACCGUGCGCGCCCGAUCGGCGGUAGGUGGUGCGGCAGUCCCAUCGGACGUCCCAUCUUUCAUCAAUCCGCCGUGUGCGCGCCCCCCCCACACGAUGUUAUCGAGUACCAAAGUGCCAGUAAAACAAAAACCGUGAAAACCGUUUACAAGAAAUAUCAGAAAGCCUCGAAUUUGUACAGCUCAUUUAUGAUCCCUUCCUACACAGUGCGCGCCUUCUGGCUGGCUGGGAGUCAUUCGCUCGGUUUCAUUCGUUUCGCAUUUAAUUUCGCGAAUCCCCGAAAGGGAGAUCUUUGAGCAUUUUCCUAUUAUGUUCUUUUAUUAUUAUUCCUCCUUGCAUUUCAGCGCACCUGUGAAACGGUGCGAUCGUAUGAUCUUAAAUUACCCCUAAUCGUUUACUGCAUUCUACCAGAGUGAGAAAGUUAGGAGAGAGCGAGAGAAAGAGAGAUAGCGAGCGGAUAAGAAGCAGAUAGGAAACUUUGUUUUCUGCGCCGAGUUUUAUACCAAAAUUAUCUACUAUUGUGUGAUCUAGGCGAUCACGGCAGACACUCUGAAACAAAACACACACUCACAUACCUAUACCAGGAGACAUCGUGUCCUGCUCCGUAGCAUAUCCGGAUAUCCGGCCGAUCACAGCUAGUAGAUCGAGCGGACGUAUCGGAGAUCACACUAGGAACAAUACAUUCAUAUUAAAACGUACACACACACACACAUGCAUGCAGGGAAGUGUCGGUCUGACGGUCGGGUAAUUCGGUCAAUCGGUCGAUCAGUAUCUUUAAUGUGGCCACUCUCAGCCACAUCCGUUCCGUUCAUCAUCACCACGCCGCCCCGGAAGGAAUAGUUGUGCGCUGCGUACCGGGAGGGUUGAGAGCGAAGUGGUAAACUAAAUUUGUUAAUGUAAAAAAAACGAACUCUUUAAAACUGAAAUGUGUAUUGAAAUAAAAGGCUGAGUAACGAUAUCAAGGCGUGUCGCUUCCCGCGAGCGCGCCGAGCAGGAAACCCGAGAACCGCGCGUGGCGCUUCUUCAUCCUUUCUUUAACGGGGCACCCGAGGGCAAUCGGGAAACUGGGGAAGGAUGGGCUGGGUCGGGUUCGCUUUACAUCCGCAUCGAUCCGCGUUCCGAAAGAACGUCCUAUCGAAAGUGCUCUUAAGUAGAAGUUAAUGUGUGCGACGAUCCGUGGAUACCGUUCGAUUUCAAUCCGGACACGGUCAGGAUGCACUUUGCAGGUGACAAAGGCAACAUCGUAACAUUCAGCAGAUCGGACUCUGAAAACUCUGUAUUUAAAUCAUAAAAGGGGGCUGUUGUAACACACUAUUACACUUAAAAUUAGUGAAAAAAUACAUUUGAAAGUAACGAGAGAGAGUGCGAUUAGUAUUACAGCUUCGGGGCCAUUCGGACCCGUAAGCUUUCAACGAAAAUUUUGGAUCCUUGAUACGACAAGACCCUUCUCUGGUAUUUACAGCUUGUCCCAUCUAUCGAUGUAACG